This is a messenger RNA of Lolium perenne, 1379 nucleotides long. Its product is annotated as E3 ubiquitin-protein ligase AIRP2. The record is from RefSeq and is a predicted model, not a curated record. Gene Ontology annotation, biological process: protein ubiquitination. NCBI's taxonomy places the organism in Eukaryota, Viridiplantae, Streptophyta, Magnoliopsida, Poales, Poaceae. Gene Ontology annotation, molecular function: ubiquitin protein ligase activity.
CAAGGGGACCGAGGCCACCAGGACAAAAAAAGCCCCUCGCAGUUUCCCCCAAAGCUACUUCCCCUCAAACACAAACCUGAGCGGCUUGCUUCUUCCUUCCUUUCUUGGUUCUUGCUUGGCUGCUUGUUGCUUCUUCCAGCCCCUCUCCUCCUUCCCCAAGUCUCUCUCUCUCUCUCUCCGUUGCGGUAUACUUCAGCCGAGGAGGGAAGUAAGCAAGAGGAAAGCACAGAGGUUGGCUUGGAUUUCCUCAAGAGAAGUCAUGUUUCAUGGUGGCAGGCCUCUGUCCCUCCGGGGCUCUCUCAAGGCUCUUGAAGCUGAUAUCCACCACGCCAACACCCUGGCGCAUGCUAUACACAGGGCCUAUGGGGGCACCUGUGUGCAGAUGAGGCUCUCCUACAGCUCCAUGGCUCCAAUCAUCCUCAACCUUAUCCAGUGGAUGGACUGCAGCUGCUCCCUCUCAUACACCCUCCCCAGCUACCUAGGCCUUCUUGAGGUGCUUGUAUACAAGGUUUACGUUGACGGGGAUGCGUCCAUAUCCACAAUUGAAAGGCGAGCAAGCCUUAAAGAAUUCUACGCUAUAAUAUACCCGUUCUUGCAACAAAUUGAGGAGAACGUCAUGGAGAAAGAGUGCAAGGGGAAAGGGUGGUGCAAGGGGGACGGCGACAGCGGUGGCCGGAAGCUUUACGCCGAUGACAAGGACGCCGAGAGAGAGGAUGAGUGCGGCAUUUGCUUGGAGACCUGCACUAAGAUGGUCCUUCCCAACUGCAACCACGCCAUGUGCAUCAACUGUUACCGAGACUGGUAUACAAGAUCCAAGUCAUGCCCUUUCUGCCGCGGAAGCCUGAAAAGGGUUCGAUCCACAGAUCUCUGGGUGCUCACCCGUGACGAGGACGUGAUCGACACCGUGGCCCUGGAGAAGGAGAAUGUGAGGCACUUCCACAGCUUCAUCGACAGCCUGCCUUUGAUCGUCCCCGACAACCUCCUGCUGGUCUACUACGACUACCUAGUCUAGCGAAGCUCCGGUUGGAACAGGAGAUAGCGAAUGUACAAGGGUUUUCCGGCUGCCGACCAUCCUCCUUGGAUUGAGUCCGGCAAUCGAAGCCGAAGCCGUCUGUCAGUCCGUUGCGAAGCAGCAUUAUUUUUAACACUGGCUUUGCGCAAUCAAUCGCAUCGUUGUGGUAAUAAUAAUUGUACAGAAAAUGAAGUGUACUAAGUCUGGCAUCUAUGCCCUGGGCCCUGGCAAAUUGCCAAGUUAUUCAGAAAUUACUGGUGUGGGUAUUUUACUGCACCAUUGGUCAAUCUCUGUAGACAAAGUGUUCUGAAGCCUCCCAUCAUCAAUAUGUUAAACAACUCUAUAAGAUGAAGAUGAUUACCUGUUA